CUCCUCCUCGUCCUCCGUCUUCGUCUUCUUCUCCUCGCCUCCCCUUCUCCUCCCUUCCCCUAUCCGCCGCUUCCCCUCCCCCCCUUCUCUCUCCCCGCCCCCCGCCUCGUCUCCCGGCGAAUUCGCCGAGAGGGCCAGGAGUUUCACUUGGAGAAAGGAGCCAUUUUUGUAUCUGUUUCUCCGGAUCCGCGACCCGCUGUUGAUUUGUUCGCCCGUUCCAUUCGUCUCGAUUUAGAUUCGUUCAUAUUCGUUCUCGCUCGUUCGAUUGGGGCUAGCCGCCACCCGGAUUUCUCGCUGCUCUGUGUGGAUCUGGUCUCGCUGAGCCCCCGCCGCCCGGAAUCCCGAUUCGAUUCGGCUCCGCCCGGUGCCGCCCCGCCUCGGCGCGUUUGGAUCUCGUCGGACUAGAGGGGAACAGAGGCUUCUCGAUUCGUCUCGGGACGAGAUGGAUCAUGUGGUCGGGGGCAAGUUCAAGCUCGGAAAGAAGAUCGGGAGUGGAUCGUUCGGGGAGCUCUUCCUGGCUGUGAAUGUGCAGACUGGAGAGGAGGUCGCCGUCAAGCUGGAAAAUGUGAAGACAAAGCACCCACAGCUUCAUUAUGAGUCGAAGCUCUACAUGCUUCUCCAAGGAGGAACUGGCAUUCCACACUUGAAGUGGUUUGGUGUUGAGGGGGAGUAUAAUGUCAUGGUGAUCGAUCUUCUUGGGCCUAGCCUUGAGGACUUGUUCAACUACUGCAGCAGAAAGUUCUCGCUUAAGACUGUGCUCAUGCUUGCUGAUCAAAUGAUUAAUCGGGUUGAGUACAUGCAUCAAAAGGGGUUUCUUCACCGUGAUAUAAAGCCUGAUAAUUUCCUUAUGGGGCUUGGUAGGAAAGCCAAUCAGGUGUAUAUAAUAGACUAUGGGCUUGCAAAGAAAUAUAGGGAUCUUCAGACUCACAAGCACAUCCCCUACAGAGAGAACAAGAACCUCACUGGAACUGCACGAUAUGCAAGUGUCAAUACGCACCUUGGCGUUGAGCAAAGCAGGAGAGAUGAUUUAGAAUCUCUCGGUUAUGUCCUUAUGUACUUCCUUAGGGGCAGCCUACCAUGGCAGGGGCUGAAAGCAGGAACCAAGAAGCAGAAAUAUGACAAAAUCAGUGAGAAAAAGAUGCUUACUCCGGUGGAGGUACUCUGCAAAUCGUACCCAUCAGAGUUUAUCUCCUACUUUCACUACUGUCGUUCAUUGCGGUUUGAAGACAAGCCUGAUUAUUCUUACCUGAAAAGACUAUUCCGCGAUCUCUUCAUUCGUGAAGGAUACCAGUUCGAUUAUGUGUUUGACUGGACCAUUUUGAAAUAUCCCCAGAUAGGUUCCAACCCGCGGAUGAGGGCAAGUGAAAGAACUAGUGGAGCCGCCGGACCUUCUAUGGAUAAGAUUGAGAAGACCCCAGCAGGCGAAGCGUCCGGUAGGCGGAAUCCAACUGGCUCUAUGAAUCAGAGUGACAAUUAUGCACAGCGACCACGUGAGACCGUAUCUAUGUCGUUAAAGGAAAUCAUGCAUAGCACAGACCGGUCUGGGGAAAGGACUGUGGAGAGACCUCGUACAUCCUCUCGUACAGGCAGCGCGUCAAGGAGAGCUAUAGCAUCAAGCAGCAGGCCAGGCUCAUCUGUGGAACCAAGUGAGCAGCAGUAUAACCGGACAAGCAGGUUGUUCUCUAGCAACAGUGGCAGUCGUCCAUCAAGCACCCAGAGAGUUAACCCAUCACCAGGCGAGUCAAGGGCCACCUCCCUUUCACGGGCAGCAGUUGCGAGAGGCUCCCGUGAUGAGCCGCUCCACCGCAGCCUGGAGCUUCUGUCCCUGGGUGGCGGUAAAAGGAAAUGAUGGGAAGAAGAAAACAGAAAACGGCAUCUGAGUGGCGAAAAGGGAAGAAUGCUGUUUGCGACUCUGUAAAUGACAGGAUAUCACCUCCUAUUUGUCAACAGUUCCCCUGGGGCAUCCCAUAAUUUCGUAGUGCCCCGGCCUGUUGUAUCAUUGCUUCAUAGAUAGCAAUAAUUUGUUGUUAAUGUGUGUGUUGCUGUUGCGUUAGGGCCAAGUCCUAGCCUUGUGAUGAUUAAUUUAGGGGUGGUCAAGAUUCACAUAUUUAUGUUUCUUCACCCUUUGCUGGACUUGGCGACUUUUCCUCCCGAGACAAGUGCUCGUGCAUUUCUUGUUGAA
Panicum hallii is the source of this 2182-nucleotide messenger RNA. RefSeq names its product casein kinase I. Gene Ontology annotation, cellular component: cytoplasm; nucleus. Bases 443 to 1849 code for a protein of 468 amino acids. The record is from RefSeq and is a predicted model, not a curated record. Gene Ontology annotation, biological process: peptidyl-serine phosphorylation; signal transduction; endocytosis. NCBI's taxonomy places the organism in Eukaryota, Viridiplantae, Streptophyta, Magnoliopsida, Poales, Poaceae. Gene Ontology annotation, molecular function: protein serine/threonine kinase activity; ATP binding. The transcript is spliced from 14 exons.